AUGGCCGACUUCACAAUCACACCGGAUCCAAAUCUGCAUCUGGAGCACUCUAAUGAGUACGAGCCUGAAGACUGGAGAUCCGAGACCACCUCGAUCGCCUCCUCUUUGUAUAGGGGGUUUAUGGAGAAUGGCCGACGCUACCAAACCCUGAGAGAUGCCGGUUAUUUCAGCCCAUCGGAUGAAAAACAGUUCGAGACGUAUGAAGUGGGACAUCUCGCAUGCCUUCUCAUGAACGCUGACGCACCAAAUCCACUGUAUCUGGCACCUGUCCCCGCGCCGAAACAUGUGCUCGAUAUUGGGACGGGGCAGGGCUCGUGGGCUAUUGACAUGGCCGACAUGUUCCCCAACGCUGUUGUCCGAGGUGUUGACCUGUUUCCUCCGCCCGUCAGUUGGAUCCCGCCAAACUGCAUCUUCGAAGUAGACGAUAUACUGCAGCAGUGGACCUGGCGCGAAAAGUUUGACCUGAUUCAUCUGCGUCAUGGUAUCGGUGCUUUUACGCAGGACGAAUGGGGUUCCCUCUAUAAGCAUUGUUAUGACAAUCUUGAACCGGGCGGCUGGUUUGAGCAGAUUGAAAUGGAUAUCCGCUGCGAGUGUGAUGAUGGGAGUAUACCGGCGGAUAGUGUCUUAUUCACUUGGGGGCCUCGGUUCUUCGCCGCUGGCGAAAAAAUGGGAAAGUCCCUUGAUAUCACGAAAAAUUUGCGCCCAUCUAUUGAAAAUGCUGGGUUUGCUGACGUUCAUGAGAAGACUACAAAGUGGCCCAUCGGUGCAUGGCCGAGAGACAAAGCGUUAAAAGAGGCUGGCAUAGUCAAUAUUCAGCACUGGCUAUCGGGCAUGGAGGGCUACUCUAUGUAUCUGCUCACUAAGUAUGGAGACCCGGUGCCAUGGACGAGGGAGGAAGUCUUGAUUUAUGUUGCGGACAUGCGUAAAGCUUUAAAAAACCCUCGCUUUCACGUCUAUCAGCGGGCGAAGAGAAUAUGGGCCAAGAAGCCACUUGCGGAUGAGAUGGUUGGGAGAAGUGAGAGCCCUGAUAUUCUCAAGCAGAAAUGA
Messenger RNA from Penicillium argentinense, 1047 nucleotides. Its product is annotated as class I SAM-dependent methyltransferase. Bases 1 to 1047 code for a protein of 348 amino acids. The transcript has a single exon. Lineage: Eukaryota; Fungi; Ascomycota; Eurotiomycetes; Eurotiales; Aspergillaceae. Gene Ontology annotation, molecular function: methyltransferase activity. The record is from RefSeq and is a predicted model, not a curated record.